UAACAGUCCUCUGAAAAACAGCCCCAGACUUCACCUCAGUUUAAAAACCUUCUCAACAUAAUAAAACAUUCACUGUGACACGGCUGGGACACACAAGCAAGUUUCAGCCAUGGCAGAGAGGAGACGGAUGGGCUACAGCGUGAACAGGGAGAUCCUGGAUGAAGGAGCAGUGGAUGAGAUGGCACAAAAGUCUGAAUCAAAAACGUCUCCGUAUGACAAGGUCAAAACGUCAAUGAGGUGUUCUGGUCCCAGGCUGAAGAGGUGCCUGCUGAGUAGCGUUCCUGUUUUAUCGUGGCUGCCUCGAUACUCCCUCAGAGAAAACGCCCUGGGUGACCUGAUCUCUGGAAUCAGUGUGGGGAUCAUGCAGUUGCCGCAGGGUAUGGCCUAUGCCUUGCUAGCAGCUGUCCCUCCAGUCUUUGGCCUUUACUCCUCCUUCUAUCCAGUCCUCAUCUACUUCAUCUUUGGCACAUCCAAGCACAUCUCAGUCGGAACAUAUGCAGUGUUGAGUGUGAUGAUAGGAGGAGCGAUAGAGCGAUUAGCCCCAGACUCAAACUUUAUGAUAACGGACAAUGUGACCAACUCCAGUGUACUUGAUACCAUCUCCCGGGAUGCAGCGAGGGUACAAGUCGCUGCAGCUGUCACCUUCAUGUCUGGAAUAUUCCAGAUUCUGCUUGGUCUAGUCCAGUUUGGUUUUGUUGUGACCUACCUGUCUGAGCCGCUGGUUCGAGGUUACACCACAGGAGCAGCCAUCCACGUCAUCGUGUCCCAGCUCAAAUACACCUUUGGCAUCAACCCCAAGAGACACAGUGGACCCGUCUCUUUGAUAUAUACUGUGUUGGAGUUGUGUUAUCUCCUCCCACAGACAAACAUUGGUACUCUUGUGGUCAGUAUCGUCGCUAUAAUCGGUCUCAUCCUAGCUAAGGAGCUCAAUGCAUACUUGAGUAAAAAGUUACCUGUUCCUAUACCUGUGGAGCUGCUUGGUGUUGUUAUUGCUACGGUCAUCUCCUGGCAAGUUGGCUUGAAUGAGAAGUAUAAAGUGGAUGUGGUGGGACUGAUUCCCUCUGGCCUCCAGCCGCCUGUUUUCCCGGAUGUCUCUCUGUUUAGUCAGGUGAUCGGGGAUGCCUUCGCUCUGUCUGUGGUCGGAUACGGCAUCGCCAUCUCACUGGGACGAAUCUUUGCCCUAAAAUAUGGAUACAGUGUGGACAGCAACCAGGAACUAAUUGCCCUUGGUCUGAGUAACUCUAUUGGAGGAAUUUUCCAGUGUUUUGCCAUCAGCUGCUCCAUGUCUCGCUCAAUGGUUCAGGAGAGUACAGGAGGAAAAACUCAGGUUGCUGGAGCUCUAUCAGCAAUAGUUAUCCUUUUCAUCACACUCUGGAUUGGAGCUCUGUUUGAAGAUUUGCCAAAGGCUGUGCUGGCCGCCAUCAUCUUUGUCAACCUCCAUGGCAUGAUGAAGCAAUUCAUGGACAUCCCUGCACUGUGGAGGACCAACAAAGUAGACAUGGUGGUCUGGGUGGUCACCUUCAUCCUCACCAUACUGUUAAACCCCGACCUGGGACUGGCUGCUUCCAUCGGUUUCUCCAUGCUCACCGUCAUCUUCAGGACACAGCUACCUAAAUACUCCCUAUUAGGGCAGAUCCCAGACACUGACAUCUACAGGCCGCUGGAGGACUAUAAUCAGGUGAGGCAGGUGCCAGGGAUUUUGAUCUUCCGUUCCUCUGCCACCCUCUACUUUGCCAAUGCUGAGAUGUACCAAGAUGCUCUUGGAAAGAAGUCUGGCAUUAACAUUACCAAGAUCCUGUCAAAGAAGAAGAAGCUAGAGGCCAAAAGGAAGAGGCAUGAGAAGAAAAUUGCCAAGAAAGCCAAGAAAGCUGCCAAGAAGAAUGCAGUGGACAUGGAGAGGGAGCCAGAGGAGCAGAAAGACAUUGCCGUCAUUAAGAUGGACGAUGAGCCUGACCCCUCACUCCCCAGAGCCAUCAUCCUGGACCUCAGCCCUGUCAACUUCCUGGAUACUGUGGGAGUCAAGACGCUGAGCAGGAUCCGGAGAGACUAUGGGGAAAUUGGUAUUGAGGUGCUUCUCGCCGGCUGCCAAACCGGUGUUGUGGACAACCUGCAGACUGGGGGUUUCUUUAAUGACAAAGUGACAAAGUCCUGUCUCUUCUACACCGUCCAUGACGCCGUUUUGUACUGUCAGUCCUCCAGAACACACAGCGAAGACAAGGAGUUCACAUCAACACAUUUCUGAGUCCUGAGAGGAACGAGAGGAAGAGAUUAGGAAGAAUUGCCAAACGCUGCCAGACACUGUCUGUAUGAAGAUUUUAUCCAGUGAGCCUCAGAGAACUGGAACUUCCGUCUGUCACAAACACAGACACACAAACAAGCACACACACACACACACACACAUUGUAAUAAACACAGUACAUGAGGACGAAAACCACAGAAUGUAAAUAAAUGACAACAGGGUACACACAUGGAGGCACACAGUGAUGCUGGAGGAAUGUACAAAACAAAGCAAUAGCACACACAC
Molecule: messenger RNA, 2524 nt
Organism: Chelmon rostratus (copperband butterflyfish)
Lineage: Eukaryota; Metazoa; Chordata; Actinopteri; Chaetodontiformes; Chaetodontidae
Gene: slc26a6.2
Product: solute carrier family 26 member 6
Exons: 20
Coding region: 110-2242 (710 amino acids)
Biological process (GO): transmembrane transport
Cellular component (GO): membrane
Molecular function (GO): oxalate transmembrane transporter activity; secondary active sulfate transmembrane transporter activity; chloride transmembrane transporter activity
Source: RefSeq, a predicted model, not a curated record